Messenger RNA from Trichobilharzia regenti, 1171 nucleotides. Lineage: Eukaryota; Metazoa; Platyhelminthes; Trematoda; Strigeidida; Schistosomatidae. The record is from the annotation of a GenBank genome assembly.
AUGUUAGUGAAAGCGAAUUCAUAUCGGUUUACAGGGAAUCAACCACCUUUAGCUGCAUCAACUCAACAAGCAGACUUCAAUACCAAUUACAACAGUAUUAAUAAUCACAAUAGAAAUAUUAAUAAUAUUAAUAUAAAUAAUAAUAAUAGUAAUCCUUUUAAUAGCAUAUUUGCUACACUUAAAACAAAUAAACGCCAAUUGGGUAAUUUUUAUGAAUCACAAGAAUGGCAAUUAAAAUCACUUAGUCGUCAUUGUGAAAAAUGUGACCAGAAUGAUUCGAAUCAAAAGAAACCUACAGGUCAAAUAACUAAAUUGACAUCAAGUUGUCCACAGGAUGUAGUGAUGGCAGAACAAAAGUCUCAGUCUCAACAGCAACAGACACAACAACAGUCGCAAUCACAGGAUGAAUGGGAGACAUGGACAGAUCAACAUGAAAUAAAGUUGACAAUACGUUUAGCUGGUUUCGGACAUAUAUGUAUUCUACGCGGUAGAAUGAUACUUGAAUCAUACUUUUUAAUUUUAUCAAAAAAGUGGAUGAAGGCGGUUAUUGUUGGUGGAGAUGAAGUGAUGAUACUGCUGAAACAACCAAGUCAAAUCAAACGUUUUCGUUUAACAUUUUUCGAUGAAACUGAUGCAAAUAACUUUUUUGUCUGCCUAUCAAAAUUUGCUGCUACCAAUCUUUCUAAUGAAUUGAAUGAAGAUCAGAAUACAGAAUCAUUAAAUAAUAACAAUAGCAACAAUGAUAAGGAGACAAAGUCGACAACGACGUCGACAAAGAACACCACAACUGCUGUUACUUCUACUGAUCCUAUCACAAUAGAGACUAUUCUUAACUCAAUGUUAACUAAUCAAGCCCAAUUGCCUGAAAGUUGGUCAACUGAAUGGCCAACACAAAGUUUAGACGGUUUAAUUCGUUUGUGUUUAAUUGAUCCUAACUUUCCAGGAUUUGUUAGUCGAAUUGACAGGGUCAUGAAAAAGUUCACUACUACAAUAGAUGAUGAUAUACCAAAUCGUGAUAAUGAAAUACCAAAAUAGAUGAGGAAAUAUGGCUAAUGAGUGAUUGAUAAAAAAAAUAACUGAAUCAUGUUUGCCAAUUUUGUUUUGUUUUUGUUGUUGUCUUACACUGUGUGUUUAUUGUGUUACCGUUUUGUUUUCCUGCUCCUCUAUUAAA